Messenger RNA from Harpegnathos saltator (Jerdon's jumping ant), 4096 nucleotides. It is a transcript of the gene mGluR, whose product is annotated as metabotropic Glutamate Receptor. The coding region runs from base 576 to 3356 and encodes 926 amino acids. The record is from RefSeq and is a predicted model, not a curated record. Gene Ontology annotation, cellular component: membrane. NCBI's taxonomy places the organism in Eukaryota, Metazoa, Arthropoda, Insecta, Hymenoptera, Formicidae. Gene Ontology annotation, molecular function: G protein-coupled receptor activity. The transcript is spliced from 7 exons. Gene Ontology annotation, biological process: G protein-coupled receptor signaling pathway.
AGAGAGAGAGAGAGAGAAAAAAAAAAAUAGUGAAAGAAGAGAAGCGUCCGAGAGUGGUGCGAAAACGAUCGGCAGAUCAGUAACGAUUCCCGCAAGAGCUCUUCGGCCUCUUCGUUCUACCUCGAAGGGAUGCCCACCGCGGAAAAAUUCGCGUCGCGCGAUCGACAAGAUCGACGAAACGACGGACAGCCCUGUUCAACGCAACCACGAGCCCAUGUCGUCGAAAGAUAUUCCCAAUCAUUCGCGAGAACCUCGUCGCGAGAAACUCUGACCAACACACGCUCGAGGAGACGACAUGUCGGACAUAUAGCAAGAUCGUAGACCGGACUGAAUUAUUCGCUGAAGAACUGGCGGAUUUAUACAUCGAAGUAGGCGAGGACGACACGAGGGCCGUCACCCAGGUGUAUAUGCGACGCACGUAAGAGGCGACGAUCGCGGCGAAGACACACUUGGGACAAGGAGGACGAUCGAGAGUCCUUGUGUCGCGUGUUCAGACAGAGAGAAAGAGAGAGGGAGAGAGAGAGAUCGUGUCGAGCGAAGGAGAACGCACGCAGCGUUCUCAGCAGCCACUUAAGAUGCACCAGCGUGUGCCUUGGCCGUUGCUGCUCCUGAUCACGCUGCAGCGAUUGCCGGUGCAGUCGAGGAUGCACAGCGAGCGGGAGGCGGUGUUGAUAUCCGGUGACAUCGUGUUGGGUGGAUUAUUCCCGGUGCACGAGAAGGGCGGCAGCAGUGCCUGCGGGCCCAGCAUUUAUCACCGCGGCAUGCAGCGUCUCGAGGCGAUGCUGUUCGCCGUUGAUCAGAUCAAUCACGCGAACAAUAUACUGCCGGGCGUCACGCUGGGCGUGCACAUCCUCGACACAUGCGGCCGCGAGACGUACGCGCUCAAUCAGAGUCUGCACUUCGUGCGCGCCUCGCUCUCCAAUAUAGACAUCAGCGUGCUGGAGUGCGCGGACAAGUCGACGCCGAGAGUGAAGCGGACCGCCAGCGCUGGGCCCAUCUUCGGGGUGAUCGGCGGCUCCUACAGCUCGGUGUCGUUGCAGGUGGCGAACCUGCUGAGGCUCUUCCACAUACCGCAGAUAUCGCCGGCUUCCACCGCGAAGGCGCUUAGCGACAAGACCAGGUUCGACUACUUCGCGCGGACGGUACCGCCGGACACGUUCCAGUCGAUCGCGUUGGUGGACGUGGUGAAGAGCGCCAACUGGUCGUACGUGUCGACGGUGUACUCCGAGGGCAGCUACGGCGAAUAUGGCAUCGAGGUGUUCACGCGCGAGGCCACCGAGCGCAACGUGUGCAUCGCUGCGGCGCUGAAGGUGCCGAGCGCCGCGGACGACAAGGUAUUCGACGACAUCAUCCAACGGCUAAACAAGAAACCGAACGCCCGCACGAUCGUCUUGUUCACCCGGGCGGAGGACGCUCGCGGCAUCCUCGAGGCGGCCCGACGCUCGAACCUCAGCCAAUCGUUCCAGUGGCUGGCCAGCGACGGCUGGGGCCGGCAAGGCAAGCUCGUGGAGGGCCUGGAGGAGGAAGCCGAGGGCGCCAUCACCGUGGAGCUGCAGUCGGAGAACAUCCCCGGCUUCGACGAAUACAUGGCGUCGCUUACUCCCGAAAACAACCGGCGGAACCCUUGGUUCGGCGAGUAUUGGGAGGAGGUGUUCGGCUGCACCUUACAGAAGAACGUGUUCGCCAUGGAGCGUAGCAGCCAACAGCAAGCCACAGCAGGUUACUGGCGGGGUAACUCGGCGAACCAGAGUAUCACCGUGUGCCCGUCCAAUCUCAGGCUGACUGCCGCGAGCGGCUACGAGCAGGAGUCGAAGGUGCAGUUCGUCGUCGACGCGGUCUACGCGUUCGCCUUGGCGCUCAACAAUCUGCGCCGCGACCUAUGCGGUCGCAGCGAAGGCCUGUGCGCGCCGAUGGCCAACUACGACCGCGGCGCGUUCUAUAGGAAUUAUCUGCUGAACGUGUCCUUUGUGGACUCUGCCGGCAGUGAGGUGAAGUUCGACGAGCACGGUGACGGCCUGGCGAGAUACGAGAUUCUCAAUUUCCGAAAAGCGACGAGUCACAAUGGGGCGAACGGCUAUCACUAUCGGGUGGUGGGCAAGUGGUACAAUUCUCUGGACAUUCGCACCGAAGAGAUGGUGUGGGCGCGGGGCACGAAGGACAUACCGAUCUCCGCGUGCUCCCUGCCCUGCGAGCCAGGUAUGAUAAAGAAGCAACAGGGUGACACUUGUUGCUGGGUAUGCGACCAAUGCGAGGCGUACGAGUUCGUCUACGACGAGUAUACCUGCGUGGACUGCGGCCCGGGCUUCUGGCCGCAUUCCGACAAGAGGGGAUGCUACCAGCUGCCGAUCAAGCAUAUCAGAUGGACCAGCGCUUUCGCCAUCGCGCCGGCAGUGAUCUCCUGCUUGGGCAUCGUGGCGACCCUGGCAGUGGCCUGCUUGCUCUUCCAGCACCGGGACACCCCGGUGGUGAGAGCAUCCGGACGAGAAUUGACCGUGAUCCUGUUGGCCGGCGUGCUCGUCUGCUAUUUGAACACCUUCCUGCUGCUGGCAACGCCUACCACGGCAACCUGCGUGCUUCAGCGCUUCGGCGUCGGCGUCAGCUUCAGCGCCGUUUACGGCGCCCUGCUUACCAAGACCAACAGGAUCGCCAGGAUCUUCCACUCCGCCUCGAGGUCCGCCGUCAGGCCGCGAUACAUCAGCCCCACUUCGCAGGUCUGCAUCGCGGCCGCGCUGAUCGCCUUUCAGGUGGUGCUCACGCUAGUCUGGAUGAUCGUCGAGCCGCCCGGCACCAGGUUCUUCUACCCCGACCGCAGGCAGGUGAUCCUCAAGUGCAACAUCCAGGAUAUGAGCUUCCUGUUCUCCCAGCUGUACAACGCCAUCCUGAUCCUCAUCUCGACCAUCUACGCGGUGAAGACGCGCAAGAUCCCCGAGAACUUCAACGAAAGCAAGUUCAUCGGCUUCACCAUGUAUACCACGUGCAUCAUUUGGCUGGCCUUCGUGCCGAUCUACUUCGGUACCGGGAACGCGCACGAGACGCAAAUCACGACGCUCUGCGUGGCGAUCAGCCUGAGCGCGUCCGUCACCUUGGUCUGUCUCUACUCGCCCAAGGUCUACAUCAUCGCCUUCCAACCGGACAAAAAUAUCCGCGGCAAGGUCUACAUGGGCAGCACGUUCAAAAAGCAGAGCAGCGGCGCCGGUGCGUCCUCCGUAUCAAAAUACACAGGCUGCGAAUUGACGACCAGCGAGAACGUGCCACUGCAGAGCGCCUUGACGGCGGCAGUACGGACGUCCGUGGGAGUCACCGAGAUUUCACUGACAUCCAGCAAGACGAAUAACGAGCAAGUGGCGCAAUUAUAGGCCCAGGGCAGAAACAAACAAACAUCAUGGGCUUCGUAAUUCGAACGGAAUCGGCAAUUGGACGAUGCCGAUGUGCGUCCGCCUAUACCGAGACGCGAUAUUAUAGCGAGGACGUUGGAUGCCUCGAUUCGAAGUUAUCGUUAUCGUUCGCAUCUACUGUCAAUCGAAAUGUACGAAAGAGGGAAAGAAAAAGAGAGAAAGUGCGCGUAUGUAUGCUAGAGAGAGAGAGAGAGAGAGAGAGAGAGAGAGAGAGAGAGAGAGAGAGAGAGAAAGAGAGAGAGAGAAACGUCGAGAUCAUCAAUCGUUAUCACGGUCACUGUUGUCGUUAUUGUUACUGUUGUCCUUGCGUAUAAAGUAUACAUACACGUACCCACGCGAGCAAACGUACGGAUACACGUAACACACAUACAGAAAACACAAAACACGUACAGCCGCAGCAUAGAUGCAUGUGUAUGUGUGUGUGUGUGUGUGCAUGUGUGUUCGUAUGUGCGCGCAUUUAUCGGGCAAAUAUAUUACCGAGCAAUCCACUAACUCUAGGCCAGGCACCUCUCAUUCGAUAAGUACCGACCUUCAUUAGAAGUGUAAGUGUAAUUUCGCGCGUUACUCCCUCUUCUCUCUUUGUUCCCUUUUUUCCGUUUUUUUCUUUUUCCUUAACGUUCGUGGUUAUUCGAACGUCCCAUGAGAGCGCCUUUCGACGAGAUAAUCGUACACACAGUGGACAAUAAAUAAAUCGACUUGAA